CCAAGAUGGAGAGCCCGGGUUCAUUUUUGCAGGGUGGCGACGAAGAUUUCUAUCAAAAGCUUCUUUUUCAGGCUGCGCAAGAAGAAGGUCAAAUCCCGCAGACUCCAGCAGCACCAUGUCACAAGGUCACACCAAAGCCAGGGUUCUGUUUGAAGACCAAAAAUGAAAAAGGAGAAAAGGUUUUCAUCAAUGUUUGUGUGGAAGAGUCACUGCCGAUUCCUAAAGACAUUACAGAUACAGAACUGGUCAAGAUUUUGGACUCACCUGAUCCAUCUUCUUAUAGAGUUCCUAUGAGUCUUGGUGAGCCUCAUGCUGAGGUGGAUAAAAGUGGUGCUGGUUGCGCCGUGUAUGACAUUGUUGUCCAUCCAUCCUUCCUGGGCAAGGUCAAGGCCAGUGAACUAUUCAUGGGGUUCUUCCUGACAGUUGUACUGGAGGGAUUGGAGUAUAAAUAUGAAAUGCAGUUAGAUAGAAACUGGGUGAUUUUAAAGAACAGGCGGUUUAUGGGAAACAUCCAGCAACAGAUGGUACGCAGUGAGGCUAAGCCAUGGAUCAUGGAUAUGGAUGAUCCUGGGAGUGCACCAGGUAUGAACAAGCCUGGGGGACAAGGCAACCCACUGAUCAGCGAAGUUACAAGCUGUAAAGAAGAUAUGAAACCGACCAGUGCUGCACAGCCAAAGUAUACCAUUGUUCAAGAGCCAACAGAAGGUCAUCCAGAGUUCCUUGUUGCAGAGUUUCAGUUGCAAAAAGUGAAAACUGCUGCUUCCAUGAGUCUAGAUAUCGGCGAGGACAGAAUCUUAUUGAAGACAAGGAGUAAUGCUUAUUACUUGGAUAUCUAUUUGCCGUACGAUUUAGUGCAAGAAGAAUGUGGUGCCCAAUUCAACCAGAAUACUAAAGUUCUGACAGUGACAAUGCCAGUUGUAUCGUGCAGCUAAAAGGGGACUGGAUUUCCUUGAUAUAACAUUUGUCCUUCGUUGAUCCAACCAAUUCCCAGCUCAGCAAGUUUACUGUUGUCACAAGAUGUCUAUUGAAACAGGAUAAUAGAAAUGAUACAUCCUGCUUUUACUCCAAAGGGCUAUGCAAACAAGUGAUUUUUGUAACUGCAAUGUAGCCAGUUGGAAUGCUGGUUAAAUUGCCAGAGUCAUCCUGUCUUGGCCCCGUUGCUUGUCAUAAGAAAAUUUGUUGGCGUGGUGCACUUGUAAAAGAAAAUGAAUGAAUUUGUUGACAUUUGAGAACAACUUUUAUUCAGAGAUUCUGUCACGAGAAAAGAAUGUACAUUAUUUUCUACAUUUGUAAAUAAACAAUGU
Messenger RNA from Lineus longissimus, 1304 nucleotides. RefSeq names its product PIH1 domain-containing protein 1-like. Gene Ontology annotation, biological process: rRNA processing; box C/D snoRNP assembly. NCBI's taxonomy places the organism in Eukaryota, Metazoa, Nemertea, Pilidiophora, Heteronemertea, Lineidae. The record is from RefSeq and is a predicted model, not a curated record. Gene Ontology annotation, cellular component: cytoplasm; R2TP complex; ribonucleoprotein complex. The coding region runs from base 6 to 932 and encodes 308 amino acids. The transcript is spliced from 8 exons.